UGUGCUAGGCAAGGUGCUGAGUCCAUGUCUUCAGACCUCCCAUCUUCAGCAGUCCUGCCUGGCUGCUGUGCCCAUGCUGCUGGGCUCAGAAGCUGCCCCCAGUGAGGCCCAGCUCUGCUUCAUGGUCCCAGGCAGUGCUGAGCCAUCCCUUCAAGUUCAGCCCUCUCCUCUGAGCCCUUUGCUGUGGAAGGGGCUGUGUCCUCCUCUCUCCACCAGCCCUGCCUCUGUGAUCUGGGAAAGAGCAGAGUUUGCAGAUCUGCUUGCAACAGCUCAGUAGGUAAAGAACUCAAACUGGGACAACAGCAGGACCCCAUCCUACUGCUGAUCCCUGGGGCACCUCCCAACCUCCUACAGACAUUCCUGCCCACAACAUUUCACCCCUCUGUGGGCUCUGAGUGCCGUCAGCUAUGGUAGGACUCUGGGGGAUUCCAGGCAGGUGGAGCUCAGUUAUGUGGCAGGAGCCGGAGGUUAGGAUUGAGGUGUGGAGAGUGGACAGGAGAGGGCUGGAGGUCGUUUAGUCUUCCCAGGUCACUGCCUUUGUUAUCUGAGCCAGGAGAGAUUGAAGGACAAAGCCUGGGCAGGAACCACCCUGCCAAAGGUCAGGAACGGGGGAUGAAAUCUCUGCAUAAGUACUGGAGUGUCUCAGCACCCCCAGCACAGAACCUGGGGUCACAGCAGAGGUAUUAGAGGUCUGAUCUUGACCAUGGCAAGAGCUGGGGGUUUGAGGGCCCCUCUCAUUCCUUGCUCUAGUUGAGCAUUGGGUGUUGGGAGGUGCUGGCGGUGUCAGGGGCUGCCAUGAGCCAGGCAGGAUCUCUGUGUUUGAUCUCCUGGGCUCAGGUGCUUCUGUAUUUCCUAGGCAACAGCAGUGACCUCUUCCUCCACCAGCAUGGCCUCACAGAACAACUCAGACAAGAGCUGGGAGGAGAAGGAGCACCAAGUGAACAAGAUGGAGCAGCCAAAGUGCAGCCCCAAGAAAGAGGCGGAGGAAGAGAACAACAUAGAGGAUAUUGAUGAGAAUGAUGACUAUGAUGAUGUUGUCUGUAAGGAGGAAGAGGACGAUGAGGAUGCAUAUCACCAAGAUGAUGAAGAGCGGGAGGGGCACUGUCUCAUCCACACCAGAGAGAAGCUGUUCUCCUGUGCUGAGUGUGGCAAGAGCUUCACCUACAGAUCUGCCCUCACCAUCCACCAGUGCUCACACACCGGUGAGAAGCCCUUCACCUGUGCUGACUGUGGCCAGAGCUUCAGCUGCAGAUCUAAUCUCACCACCCACCAGCGCACACACACGGGUGAGAAGCCCUUCACCUGUGCUGACUGCGGCAAGACUUUCAGUCAGAGCUCCAACCUCUCCCGGCACCUCCUCACACACACUGGUGAGAAGGUUUCCUGUCCUGACUGCGGCAAGGCUUUCACCCGCAGCUCCACCCUCAACAACCAUCGCCGGAUCCACAGCAGAGAGAAGCUCUUCCCCUGUACAGAGUGUGGCAAGAUCUUCACCUUGAGCACCGCACUGCUCCGGCACCACCUCAUCCACAGCGGCGAGAGGCCAUACAGCUGCACUGACUGUGGCAAGAGUUUCAGCCACAGUUCCACCUUCACUCUCCACUGCCACACCCACACUGGUGAGAAGCCUUUUACCUGCGCUGAGUGUGGCAAGAGCUUCAGGCAGAAAUCAACUCUCACUCUUCACCGACGCACACACACUGGUGAGAAGCUACACACCUGUGGUGACUGCAGCAAGAGUUUUGCUCACAAGGCCUCUUUCACCAUACAUUGUCGUGUCCACACUGGGGAGAAGCCCUUCACCUGCAGUGACUGCAGCAAGAGUUUCACUCACAAGUCCUCUCUCACUGCACACCGUCGUGUCCACACUGAUGAGAAGCCCUUCACCUGCAGUGACUGCAGCAAGAGUUUCACUCACAAGUCCUCUCUCAGCACACACCAUCAUGUCCACACUGGUAGGAAGCCCUACAGCUGUGCUGACUGUGGCAAGAGGUUCAAGAGCAGCUCUAAUCUAACUCAGCACUGCCACAUCCAUGCUGCUGACCAGCCCACACUGGAGGCAGUCACAAAUAGACCCACCCUGGGUCCUUUGAGGUAAUUGGGUCAACCCCAAGAGGGCUGUUCUAGCAGGUAAAACCAAAAUCACCUCUUUUGGACCUGUAUUUCUCAGAGGCUGGGGGCUCCAGCAGCAACAACCUCUGCCCUUCUACCCUUCUAAACACCAAUUAGUGGUGAUGAGAGUAAUUACACUGAUAAGUUGGCACAGCUAUGCUGAGCUUUGCUGUGAUUUAUCUGGUUCUCCAAUGCUUUGGGUCUCCCUGGGUUAAAAACCAACCUGUCCCUUGCCCAGGUGUGAAUAAUAACUGAAGUUACCCAAAUUCUGUCUUUUUCAAUUUUAGUUGGGACUUUUCUUCCCACAAUGCCCAAAUGUUGUGGACCUUUGUUCUUUUAGGAAUGGGGCUGAAGCCAUGUGCCCAGUUCAGGAAAGUCAAUGGGAGGCUGUCAGCAGAAUCUUUGAAGGGUCUCGUGGGCAUCUCAGAGGGAUUCUUUAUGGGGUGUCAAGGGAUCUUAGGUGUUUUGAGGUCUGGAGGGUUCUAGGAUUGCCUUUGGAGCAUCAUUGGAGGGGUAAGGUUGAAUCUCAGAGAGAGGUCUUUGGAAGAACUCAGAAAGCAUUUCUCAGCUUCCCACUAGGGGGCUCUGAGGCUUUCCAGCAGGCCUGGCAGUUUCUAAAGGGCUUCCCACUAGCUCAGCAAUGUUCCUGAUGGAUUCAUGCAGGCCUGGGACUUUCCUUAGGCUUUCCAUGCAUCCAGAAGUGGGAAGAGAUCUUUUUGAGUGUUUAGAAGUUUUUAGGGGCUUUAAUAGUUUUUAAACUGUGAAACUGAUGCAUUCCAACAGGUCUGAUGCUUCUGAUGGGACUCCACUGCCCAACUGUGGCACUGUAUCAUUCCAGAGUAGCUGGGCUUUGCCCUUCAGUGGCCCUGCUGACUGCCAUCUAGCCUGGGCUUCCCUUGUCAAUCCAGUUGCCCCAAGUGUCCCUGCCACCUUUCCGGCUCUCUGGAAUGCAUCAAGGGCACUGCUGGGCCAGUGGAAAUAGUGAGCAAAGCCCCAGGCUCACAGGAAGGCAGCAGAGCCUCUGUUUUGGCAGCAGAAAGCCUGACUGGGUAGCCCCAGUCUAACGGAAUGGAUAAAAGGCACUGGCAAGACAUCAGAAUUGCUGUUGGAAUCACAGGAUCCACAGUAAAGCAGCAAGGCCACUGCUGGGGCAGUGGAAAGCCCUUAUGAAUGCCUGAGCCUAUGGGAAGGCAACAAGGGGUUGAGUGGAAACCCACUCAGAAUGCCAGUGGCUGCUGUAAGUCAUCUCUGCUACUGGUGAAGCAAUGAAAAACCUGUAGGGAGCUUCAGGCCUGCUGGAAGGAAUCAGAUCCAGUGCUGAGCUUCUGCCAAGCCCAUCAGAACCUUUGGGCCUCAUGGAAUUGUGCAGGGCAAAUUUCAAAAGUCCCUGCAGUAGUCUGGCCCUGUCUGGGGGCCAAAUGCCCACCAAAGCUGCUCUCUCACUGCCCUUCUUAGAUGGAGAGGGGAAAGUGUGCGGAUGCACCGUGAGAAGGAAUAAUAAGCAUACAGAGCACUUCGACUUUGGCUCCCACAGCUGCAGACUACCUUAUCUGGGGGAAGGAUUGGUAAGUGGACAUCUAGUUAAUGAGAAAAACAAAGUGUGGUGUAUGUAAAAGACUGGGUUGUUCUUGCUAGAUUAUGCUAAUGUGCAGUGUGUGCUCUGUGCUUGAGACUACAUAAAUGGAGCCUGAACAAACAAUAAAGGUCUCUGGUAGAAUUCA
Pogoniulus pusillus (Red-fronted tinkerbird) is the source of this 3833-nucleotide messenger RNA. Its product is annotated as zinc finger protein 501-like. The transcript has a single exon. Gene Ontology annotation, molecular function: DNA-binding transcription factor activity, RNA polymerase II-specific; RNA polymerase II cis-regulatory region sequence-specific DNA binding. The record is from RefSeq and is a predicted model, not a curated record. Gene Ontology annotation, biological process: regulation of DNA-templated transcription. Lineage: Eukaryota; Metazoa; Chordata; Aves; Piciformes; Lybiidae. Bases 887 to 2098 code for a protein of 403 amino acids.